AUGUGGCUAGCAGUUAUACUCUUCAUUGGAAUAUUGGGUUUAUUAGUGUACUUGGACACGAGGAAACCCAAAAAAUUCCCUCCAGGUCCAAAAUGGAGGCCACUAGUCGGCUGUGCGUUAGAAACAAACCGACUUAAAAAGAAAACCAAGAGCUUCAUACUAGCCACAGCAGAACUGUCUGCCAAAUACGGGCCAGUUUUAGGUUUAAAAGUGGGGAAGCACAAAUUAGUGGUCGUGUACGGUCCUCACGCUGUUAAGGAGUUUUUAACGUCUGAUGACCUUGCUGGUAGACCAUUUGGAGAGUUUUAUGAACUGAGAACGUGGGGAAAACGCAGAGGAAUACUCUUAGUGGACCAGAGCUUCUGGUACGAGCAAAGAAGAUUCUCGAUAAGACAACUCAGAGAAUUCGGGUUCGGAAGACGAAAUAUGUCGACCCUGAUCGAGGAAGAGACCCAGGAACUAGUGAAUUAUAUCCUUAGAACUAUACACGACAAGGAUUCAUUAAUAUUUGAAAUGACAACUUUGUUCAAUGUACACGUCUUGAACACACUCUGGCGUAUGUUAGCGGGGGUGCGGUACAAGCACGAGGACGACAAAAUGAAGGAACUUCAGGCAAUCCUAAGCGAACUCUUCGAAAGAGUAUCCAUGGUGGGCGCUUCUUUCAGUCAUUUCCCAAUACUUAAAUACAUAGCUCCAGAGCUAUCGGGGUACAAUUUCUACAUAAGAGCUCACAUGCGUAUUUGGGACUUCUUGAAUCGUGAAUUGAACUACCACAAGAAAACGCGCGAUCCGAAAGAGCCUAGAGACUUUAUGGACGUUUACCUCAACGUGUUAAACUCAUCAGAAGAUAUCCCGAACAGUUUCAGUGAGCAACAGUUAAUGGCUCUAUGUCUGGAUAUGUUCAUGGCUGGUUCAGAAACCACGACGAACACGCUAGGGUUCUGCUUCCUCUACUUAAUUUUGUAUCCGGAUGUCCAGAGGAAGGCCCAGGAAGAGAUCGACUCAGUUAUUGGAAAGCAUUGCUCUCCAAGUAUGAAUGAUAGACCCAACCUUCCUUAUGUGGAAUGCGUAGUACUGGAAGCCUUACGCAUGUUUGGAGGUCGUGCUUUCACAGUUCCACAUAGGGCACUUAGGGACACUGAACUUUGUGGGUACCGAAUACCAAAGGACGUUCUGGUCAUAGCCAAUUUGCACGGUUCCAUGCUCUCAUCGAACAGUGAGUACGAAAAACCAAUGGAAUUCAUGCCGGAAAGAUACAUGAAGAACGGUAAAAUCGUCACUCCAGACAGCUUCAUGCCGUUUGGUUUCGGCAAGCACAGAUGUCUUGGAGAAACCUUGGCAAGGGCAAACCUGUUUUUGUUCGUGGCUACGCUGUUGCAAAAAUUCACGUUUAGUGUCUUGCCCGAUCAACGGCCAACGGAAGAUUUCAGGGACGGUGUCACUCCUGGUCCCAGGCCCUUUAAGGCCAAGAUUGUUCCCAGAUCGUGAGGUGAUUUUUGAUGAAAACUGAUAGUAAUUAUCAAAUGGCAGUAUAGGUUUGUAAUUUAUUUAUUUGGAUUGAAGAAGUAUAAUGUUAAUCUCACAGUCAUAUAUCCAAUUUGGCGAACCUAAAAGUCUGAACUACCUCACUUCUACUUCACUAGAUUUUAGUGGCAAAAAUUAUGACGCUUAAUGACAGUUUUUUUUUUAUUUAUUCAAUUUUUAUCAUCAGUUCUUGUACUUUUACUUUUCUGUAAUUAUAAUUACAUACGUUGCUAGUACGAAUGUGUUCUAAAGUUUCUUAAAAUUUUCAUCACGUGACAUCGGUGACCACCAUUGACCAACAAUGACCUUCCAUUAUCUUUGAAAUUUGACCUUGAUCUUCACCUUCAUGGUCACUUCAAGGUCAUAUCCGAAAGU
Molecule: messenger RNA, 1899 nt
Organism: Anoplophora glabripennis (Asian longhorned beetle)
Lineage: Eukaryota; Metazoa; Arthropoda; Insecta; Coleoptera; Cerambycidae
Gene: Cyp303a1
Product: probable cytochrome P450 303a1
Exons: 4
Coding region: 1-1488 (495 amino acids)
Biological process (GO): xenobiotic metabolic process
Cellular component (GO): cytoplasm; intracellular membrane-bounded organelle
Molecular function (GO): heme binding; oxidoreductase activity, acting on paired donors, with incorporation or reduction of molecular oxygen, reduced flavin or flavoprotein as one donor, and incorporation of one atom of oxygen; iron ion binding
Source: RefSeq, a predicted model, not a curated record